Molecule: messenger RNA, 1287 nt
Organism: Panicum hallii
Lineage: Eukaryota; Viridiplantae; Streptophyta; Magnoliopsida; Poales; Poaceae
Product: protein ODORANT1-like
Exons: 2
Coding region: 88-924 (278 amino acids)
Source: RefSeq, a predicted model, not a curated record
AGUACUUCCCGCAUCAAGCAACGCGAGCUCCCUAUCCACUUGCAUAAACGAACUCGUUGCUUUUCUUUGCAACUAGCUGAGCUAGAAAUGGGGAGGCAACCGUGCUGCGACAAGGUGGGGUUGAAGAAGGGUCCAUGGACGGCGGAGGAGGACCAGAAGCUCGUCAGCUUCCUCCUCAACAGCGGCCAGUGCUGCUGGCGCGCCGUGCCCAAGCUUGCUGGAUUGCUGCGUUGCGGGAAGAGCUGCCGGCUGCGGUGGACCAACUACCUGCGGCCGGACCUGAAGCGCGGGCAGCUGUCGGAGGAGGAGGAGAAGACGGUGAUCGACCUGCACGCGGAGCUGGGCAACCGGUGGUCCAAGAUCGCGUCGCACCUGCCGGGGAGGACGGACAACGAGAUCAAGAACCACUGGAACACCCACAUCAAGAAGAAGCUCAGGAAGAUGGGCGUCGAUCCCGUCACCCACAAGCCCCUCCAGCCCGCUCCUCCUGCUCCUGCUCCAGCUCCACAGCCAGAGGAGGAAGAGAAGGUCGCCGUGUCCGCCGCCGCAUCCGGGAUCGUGUCAGCUGCCGGAGUCAGAAACGAGGCGUUCUCCAUCAAUGAGGUGCCCAUGGUGCACCUCCUUGACGACGUCGUCCUGCCAUGCGACCUCGUCGCGGGUGUACCGCCGGCCAGUAACAGUAACAAUGGCAUUGACACGGCUUAUUCGCCCGAGUCUUCCUCCUCAGCGUCGUCUUACUCCGGCUCUGCAGCUGCGUCGAGCUGUGGCAGCAGCGUCGCCGAUGGAGAGUGCCAGGAAUGGUUGGAGUGGGCAGAGUCGAUGUUGCUGGACGACGUGGUCACGGGGCCGGCGCCGUGGGGGUUCGAGGAUCCCUUCGUCACGUACCAGAGGAUCGCGCUGUUCGAUCACCAGGAGGCAUGGUGACGACGGAAACAUGCUAUACUCCUCCCAAGGGUGUUCACAUGAGUAGUGCCACCGCGCCUAAGCCAUGCCCCAUCGCAUCUAGUAGGAUUUCAUAAUCCCAAGAGCGGCGCCAUUGGUUCAAGUUGUCCUUGAGUCACCCAUGCCAUGGCCGUCCAUGGAAGGAUUGUUGCCGUAAGCUAUCCCUGAUCUAUCCCUCAUCGUGCCAUGGCUGGAUCCAGCUACACUUAGGCUUCUCCAGGUUCCUCUUGAUUUUUGUUUUUAUUUUAAGGAGCAAGUCUGAGCUUAAAGAUGUACAAUUUUUUGUAGAUAACUUCUGAAUUCCAAGUACAAAAUUUUGGAUAUGUUAUUGGAAAUAUUUUGAUA